This is a messenger RNA of Pieris macdunnoughi, 711 nucleotides long. The record is from the annotation of a GenBank genome assembly. NCBI's taxonomy places the organism in Eukaryota, Metazoa, Arthropoda, Insecta, Lepidoptera, Pieridae.
AUGGCGGGUAAAACCACAGAUCGCAAGAAAACUAAAGAUAAAGGACCUAUUAGUGAGGCGAGCGACAAUGCUGCUACUUUUACGCUACCUGAUUCCUUACCAUGCUCUGAAAUUGAGUUUCCCGUACUUAUAAAGAGGGUCAAUAAAGCAAAUUGGAAUCUUAUAGUUAAAGAGAGAGAGAAGGAGUUGCAAGAAAUAGAAGAUAGCCGAGAAAGCAAAAUAGAGCCAAUAAUAAAACAGCCCUUUCUUAGGACCGAAACAGAUUACAUAAAAGACCAAGUAUUUGUGUAUUUAAUACCAGCACUGGAGGAAACACUUAAUAAAGCAAAAAUAUGGGAAGCGCUAAAAAUACAAAAAUGUUUUUUCAAUGGCAUUGACAAUAUUGCUCAGUUUCUGUGGAAUAAUAACCCAAGAUAUCCCGAUCGUAUGUCGAGAAAAUCUCAUCUAUUCAACAUGCCAUGGGUUCGAAAACAGCUUCAAGAGAAGCCACGUCCAUACUACCCCAAAUCGUGGUUAUGGCCUGAAGAUUAUGCAGCUACGCUCAUACAAAAGACUGUCCGUCAGUACUUUGUACAGAGGGAGGACGAUGUACAGGAAAUGCGUGAUUUCUGGAGAAAACUCAAAAUUGAACAAAACCUUCCUGAGAUGGAAACCAAUCCAUUUUUGGCGAAAAAGUUUGCAUCAUUGCAAACAUUUCAUAAAAAUAAUUAA